Messenger RNA from Racocetra fulgida, 348 nucleotides. Lineage: Eukaryota; Fungi; Glomeromycota; Glomeromycetes; Diversisporales; Gigasporaceae. The record is from the annotation of a GenBank genome assembly.
AUGCCUCGCCCAAAUGCCAAAUCUCACGUUGCAUCUAGCAAGACCCAUAAUAAAGCUGGUGUCUUUGUAGCUAAUUCUAAAGAUAUAAAUGAUAUAGAAGAAAAUAUGAAUAUUCUGGAAGACUGGGAGUUAUUCAAAAUAACACAUGACAGCUUUCAAAAUUAUGCAUUAAAAACUAUAGAAUGGCAUGAAAAAGCUAAUAAAAAAUUGAAAUCCACUUAUUAUACUGCUAAACAGAUGCAAACUCUUGAUGAAAUGUGGAGCAUAAAGGCUCAAGAUAAAGAAAAAGCACCAGCCCUAUCAUACUGUGAAGAUAUUUUAGCCCAAUCUAAACGACAAAUGCAAUGA